Solea senegalensis (Senegalese sole) is the source of this 2352-nucleotide messenger RNA. RefSeq names its product cholesterol side-chain cleavage enzyme, mitochondrial. Gene Ontology annotation, biological process: cortisol metabolic process; glucocorticoid biosynthetic process; cellular response to peptide hormone stimulus. Bases 671 to 2191 code for a protein of 506 amino acids. Gene Ontology annotation, cellular component: mitochondrial inner membrane. NCBI's taxonomy places the organism in Eukaryota, Metazoa, Chordata, Actinopteri, Pleuronectiformes, Soleidae. The record is from RefSeq and is a predicted model, not a curated record. The transcript is spliced from 9 exons. Gene Ontology annotation, molecular function: monooxygenase activity; oxidoreductase activity, acting on paired donors, with incorporation or reduction of molecular oxygen; iron ion binding.
AACUUCUAAUUUUUGUGCUAAAGAAUUAAGUCCAACCCAUUCUCAAUUGUAACAGAUUCACCACAUAAGAAUCACAUUCUUUUGCCUUGAGUCAGGUGUACUGUUUGCCUCACUGUGCGCUUUCAAGUGACUUUUUACUGCUGUUUUAUAACUAAUCUGCAAGCCUAAACACGUUAGAGAAAUAUAUCUCAUACAUAAACCGAUUUUGGAAAAUCAGAGCACAUUGUCAGAGUGGUUUAUUUUGGAUAUACAGAGGGACAGUGACACACUAUUCCAAACAGGCUAUGUUUGUGAGGUAUUACCAUAGCGUAACACUAUUCACCGAGUGGCACAGCAAGGUGCUGCCUCACAACGCGUCUCCUCCCUGUAUUUUAAUGGGACAUGCAGAAAUUUUGACAUUCUUAAUUGAAAAUAUUUUUUUACUACUGGAUUCGUAGAGAAAAGGGAUUUGUAAUACAUACCAGGUGACAAAUAUUAAAAUGUAUUAUAUUUUAUAAUCAACUUCUCUUUUUCUUUUCAAGCUUGACAGGUGAGGCUCUGCCUCCCCUGCCUCCCCUCGCAUGUCAAUGCUAUUUAGUCCAGCCUCCUUCUUUUGCACCCAAUCUCCCUGGAAGAGCCAGAGUAGCUUCUGAAGGUACAGCUGAGACUUUUGAGCAUUUCUGUUGCUGGGAUGGCCAGGUGCAGUGUGUGGCGCAGGCCUGUGGUGCUUCCCCUGUGCUGGAAAGAUGAGCUGACAACAUUAGGUGUGCGCUGUAGCAGUAGUAUGCCAGUGGUCAAGUCCUUCAAUGAGAUUCCUGGACUGUGGAAGAAUGGAGUUGCCAACUUGUACAAUUUCUGGAAGCUGGACGGCUUCAGAAACCUUCACCGCAUCAUGUCGCAGAAUUUCAAGACUUAUGGACCCAUCUACAGGGAAAAAAUAGGAUAUUAUGAAAGUGUAAAUAUUAUCAAUCCCGAGGAUGCUGCCAUUGUGUUCAGAGCAGAGGGUCACUAUCCUAGAAGGCUGCAAGUUGAACCGUGGACUGCAUACAGAGAAUACAGGAAUCGCAAAUGUGGUGUUUUACUAAAGAAUGGAGAAGACUGGAGAUCAAACCGGGUGGUGCUCAACAAGGAGGUGAUUUCCCCAAAAAUGCUGGAAAACUUUGUGCCUUUGCUGGACGAAGUGGGACAAGAUUUUGUGGCCAGAGUUCACAAAAAGAUAAAGAGGAGUGGCCAAAACAAGUGGACGACUGACCUCUCUGAAGAACUUUUUAAAUAUGCACUAGAAUCCGUGAGCUUGGUGCUUUAUGGUGAGCGUCUGGGUCUGAUGCUGGACUACAUUGAUCCAGAAGCUCAACGUUUCAUUGACUGCAUCACCCUCAUGUUUAAGACUACCUCACCAAUGCUGUACAUACCCCCUGGUCUGUUGAGACGGAUUGGAUCAAAGGUGUGGCGGGAUCAUGUAGAGGCUUGGGAUGGCAUUUUCAACCAAGCUGACCGCUGCAUCCAGAAUAUCUACAGGCAGCUGCGCCAGGACAGUGGCAUGCCAGAGAAAUACCCAGGAGUCCUUGCCAGCCUUCUCAUGCUGGACAAGCUCUCCAUUGAAGACAUCAAGGCCAGUGUUGCUGAGCUAAUGGCUGGAGGAGUAGAUACAACUUCUAUAACGCUGCUGUGGACACUGUAUGAGCUAGCUAAGCAACCCAACCUCCAGGAGGAGCUGAGGGCGGAGGUGGCUGCAGCACGAGCUGAAAGCCAAGGAGACUUGCUGGAAAUGCUAAAGCGGAUUCCUUUGGUGAAAGGAGCCUUGAAGGAAACACUGAGGUUACACCCAGUUGCAGUGAGCUUGCAAAGAUACAUAGCAGAAGAUAUUAUUGUUCAAAACUACCACAUCCCGGCUGGGACAUUAGUUCAGUUAGGAUUGUAUGCAAUGGGAAGAGACCCAAAGGUGUUUGCACGCCCGGAGCAGUAUCAGCCUUCCCGCUGGCUGAAGACAGAGGCGCACUACUUCAGAAGCCUGGCCUUUGGCUUUGGCCCCCGUCAGUGUUUAGGACGCAGAAUAGCUGAGGCCGAGAUGCAACUCUUCCUCAUCCAUAUGCUCGAGAACUUCCGAGUGGAGAAACAGCGCCAUAUGGAAGUGCAGAGUACCUUUGAGCUUAUUCUGCUACCAGACAAGCCUAUUCUUUUGACUUUGAAACCACUGGAAACUAGUUUGUAAAAUUGUGUUUUAAUGAAACCUGUGGUGCAUGACAAGUCAUUUUUGUAGUCAUGUAUCACAAAUAAUCAUAAAGGGCUUCACAAUACAUGGCAAUAUAAAUAUUGAAUAAAACUGUACAACUUUGAGGUUGACAGAAAGCAACAAAUGAAAAAAAACAACAA